GUUCCAGAUGUGCCAGGAAUUCCAGGUGUGCCAGGAGUUCCAGAUGAGCCUGGUGUUCCAGAUGUUCCAGGAGUUCCAGAUGUGCCAGAGGUUCCAGACGUGCCAGGAGUGCCAGGAGUUCCAGCUGUACCAGGAAUGCCAGAAAUACCAGGAGUUUCAGCUGUACUAGGAGUGCCGGAAGUUCCGGGGGUACUUGGUGUUCCAGGUGUAUCAGGAGUUUCAGACGUGCCAGGAGUUCCAGGCGUACCAGGAGUUUCGGCGUGCCAGGAGUUUCAGGCGUGCCAGGAGUUCCAGGCUUGCUAGGAGUUCCAGGCUUGCCAGGAGUUCCAGGAGUUCCAGGUGUGUCAGGAAUGCCAGGAGUUGCAACUGUGCCAGGAGAGCCAGGAUUGCCAGAAUUUUCAUUCGUACUUGGAGUUC
Messenger RNA from Apis florea (little honeybee), 417 nucleotides. RefSeq names its product elastin-like. The record is from RefSeq and is a predicted model, not a curated record. NCBI's taxonomy places the organism in Eukaryota, Metazoa, Arthropoda, Insecta, Hymenoptera, Apidae.